Leptosia nina is the source of this 1008-nucleotide messenger RNA. Lineage: Eukaryota; Metazoa; Arthropoda; Insecta; Lepidoptera; Pieridae. The record is from the annotation of a GenBank genome assembly.
AUGGUGAAGGCUCGCAAAUAUGUUGUGAAAAAAUACUUCGAGGGCGUCCCGAAGCGCGAUGAUUUCGAAAUAGUGGAAUACGAAUUACCACAGAUUAAAAAUGAAGAAAUUCUAGUAAAAACCGAAUGGGUAAGUGUCGACCCUUACCAAAGAGCGUAUAAUAGGAGAUUUCCCGUUCCAUACGAUCAAUUUGGUUUCCAAGUUGGAAUAGUCGAAGACACUAGGAACCCCAGGUUUCCAGUCGGAACGAGAGUGGUGACACACAAAGGCUGGUGUGAUUACAGUAUCGUCAACCCCAAUGAAAAUACAGUAAUGGCCAAAGGAGCGUAUAAACUACCUGACUUAAAAGGCUUGUCACCAUCGCUAGGUCUAAGUAUCACGAGCAUGACGGGUGCUACAGCCUAUUUCGGAUUUCUUGAAAUCUGCCAACCUAAAGCAGGUGAAACGGUUGCUAUAACUGGUGCAGCCGGGGCAGUAGGAUCACUGGUGGGACAAAUAGCUAAAAUAAAGGGGUGCAAAGUGAUUGGAUUCGCUGGGUCCGAUGAAAAGGUCCAAUGGCUGCAGAACACAUUGGGUUUUGACAAAGCAUACAAUUACAAAACAGUGAACGUGCACGAAACUCUGAAAGUGGCGGCUCCCAACGGCAUUGAUUGUUAUUUCGAUAAUGUUGGUGGUGAGAUCAGCAGUAUUAUUAUAAGUCAUAUGAACAACUUCGGAAGAGUAUCCGUUUGUGGAAGUAUUAGCGCGUACAAUGAUGAUGUGACUCAGCUGCCAAGAGUACCUCUUCUUCAAUUCGACAUUGUGUCAAAACAGCUAAAGAUCCAAGGGUUUCUGAUACACUUCUGGCUUGAUAGGUGGCAUGAGGCAUUCGCUGACCUCACCAAGUGGCUUCUAGAGGGAAAAUUGCAGAUGAAAGAACAUACAACAGAAGGUUUUGAUAAAAUAUACGAUGCCUUUGUGGGAAUGCUAGCAGGCGAAAACACCGGCAAAGCAAUUGUAAAGAUAUAA